GAUUGAUACAAUGACUGUCGUAUAUAGAGGACACAGACGACACCGAGCAACAGACGAAGGUUUAUCUUCCAUAUAUAUUCGGUUUACUCUUUUGCAGUUAAAAAUUUCGAAACAAGUUUUUUCAAGAGCUCAUCUGCACACAAUUUCCGAUUAGGCCGAUGUGUCGACCCGAGUCAUCAGAUCUAUUUUCAUUUUGCCUUAGCUUCUAAAUUAGAUGAAAAUGUUCACUGAUGCGUUGACAGCAUUGCUAGUGGUAUCGUUCGGUACGAGUACAUGGGUAUCUCUUGGUGGCCUCUGGGUAGAACUGCCACUUCUCAUAAGCUUAGGCAUCCCCGAAGGAUACAAGAUCGGUUCCUACUUCGUCAUGGCAACACAAGCUGCUGUUAUUGGGCCGCUGAUAUUCGUCGUAUGCCAGUACUUUGCUCCGAGGGAUCGACAUCUUGAGAUUCCAGCUAUAUAUAUGACUCUAGCCUUCGGAGUUAUCGCGAGUUUUUGCUUGAUUUUCUUCUGGGACUUCCACACUAUGUGGUCUCUUGAUGACUCAGAGCAUAGCACGGCCCUGCUCAUCCUGGUCUUCUUCAUGGCUCUUGUCGAUAGUACAUCCAACCUGACAUUCAUGCCUUUCGUCUCUAGACUCAAGCCGCAAUAUCUCAACUGGUACUUCAUAGGGGAAGGACUUAGCUCUGUCAUUCCAAGUAUGGUGGUCCUUCUCCAAGGUUCUAAUGGUGAUGACGAAUGUAUUGCAAAUCAUACAUUCUUCAGUACCAGGGAAGAUCCCAUCAGAAAUAUCACAUUAAAUACAAACUGCACCACCUAUGUUGUGCAGAAGACAGGACACGCCCUUUUCCCUCCACAUUUGUAUUACACAUUUAUAUUUAUAUCAUUUAGUCUGAGUACGGUAUCCUUCUGCCUACUGAGAUGCAAUCCUCUGCUGAAAGACCAAUAUGACGAAGACUUAAAUUCUGAAAAGUACGGAGUGAUUGAAGAUAAACCAUUUGGAUGCCUUGAUUGUUUAGAGGGUCGUCGAGGUCGCAAAGGCAACCCCGAAAAAAUAGCUCUAUUACACUUAAAAAACCGUAAAGAUGAAGAGAGUCAAGUAGAGAAACUGAAACCUUCUAAAGCGUUGUCCUCCUCUGAUGAGAUCGGCAGUGAGGACUCUGGUAUCAUCAUCAGCGAAGAAGAGGAAAUAAGCCAAGUUAAAGAUGAUGAUGAUGAUGAUGACCAUGAUGAAGGAAAUAUUUCGACGAAUGUCGAAGAUGGUCAAAGGGAAGGGGACGGGAAUUACACCCUGAAGUCUAUCGAAAACAGAGAGGAGAAUAAUAACAAUGGUACAGAGACAUCGAAGAGUUUCUGCUCGAAGAAGCACAUAUUGCUCUUCAUCACUUUGACGGUGAUUAGUUCUCUGAUAUACGGAGCCUUGCCAUCGAUACAGAGUUACUCUUCUGGGGGAUACGGAUCACAAACUUACAUAUUGGUCACAUGUUUUGCUGAAAUCAGCGUACCUUUUGGGUUCUUAUUCGUGAUGCUUCGACCGAGCACGAGUAAUCUGGUGGUCGUGUUGACAGCUUUUGUUGGAAUCAUCUCUGGUACGUACUGCAUGGUGGUAGCCACACUCAGCCCAACUCUUCCGCUCCAGGCACAGACGAUGGGAAAAGUUUUGAUAAUUUCAGCUUGGAUCUUUCAAGGGUUCUUUUUCUCAUAUUGCCGGGCCACUAUCGGGUGGAUCCUUCGUAACGACGGCGGAUCUCGUGUUUCUAUGAUGUACUUCGGAGGUUUUACAACCAUAGGUACAAUGAUCGGGGCCAUCAUCAUGUUCCCUCUCAUCAACAUACUCAAUAUCUUUGAAGCAUUUGAUCCCGCGCUAGGAUGUGCCGAUAAGGUGACAUGCGUCACCCUUGAAUAUUGAAACCAUCGGCUUUUCGUCCGAUGGAGCAACUUCCCGUAGAUAUCAUGGAUGUAGCAAAUAAAUCAUCCUAAUAAGCAUAUAUUUGCAUUAAAUAUAAUAUGCAAAUAAAGGAUAUUAAAGGAGGAUGAGAAUAUUUGCGAAUGUUUUUUCAAAUUUCUUGCUUCAAAUUAUAUCUGCUGCUCUUGGAGAAGAAAUCGUCUAAAUUAGCACAAUUAUAUUUUCAUCAAUAUAAUAUGCAAAUAAAGGAUAUUAUAGGAGGAUGAGAAUAUUUGCGAGUGUUUUUUUCAAAUUUCUUGCUUCAAAUUAUAUCUGCUGCUCUUGGAGAAGAAAUCAUACAAAUUAGCACAACUAUAUUUUCAUCAAUAUAAUAUGCAAAUAAAUGAUAUUAUAGGAGGAUGAGAAUAUUAGCGAGUGUUUUUUUUUCUUCAAAUUUCUUGCUUCAAAUUAUAUCUGCUGCUCUUGGAGAAGAAAUCAUCAAAAAUGGCAUAUAUUUGCAUUUAAUAUUCGAAUAUAUGGACAUUAUAGGGGGAUUAUUUUGUAUUUUGUAGCUUUUUUCUUACUUCAAAUGAUAUCUGCUGCACUUAGAUAAUUGUAAAUUAAAUCUAUUUACACCACUUCAUGCAGAAAAAUCAAUACAAAACUCCAAACCUGAUUUUAUGAGGCUUGAUUUAUUUUGAUAUAAUGGAUAUUGAACCUCCACCCCCUUCUCCAUGAAAGAGCCCCCCUUCCUAAUCAGCAAGAUUGUAGAGUAGUCCACUAUAGACAUGAUAGAGAUGGGGUUUUUUCUCAUUGACCAGAGAUUGAAUGUUUUAUUUAAAUUCUUGAAUAAAAAUUUUAUAUCAAAAAAUAUAGUUUGGCUUCCAAGGCAUAACAUGUCGGGGGUGAAGCAACCAACUUCGUUUAUUUCAAUGCGUGGAAUUUGUGAAAAUUUAAAUGUGGCAAGAUCAAAGCCCAUCCACUCCUCUCCCUGUGUUACAGCCACGGCAAAAUACAUGUCGACUAUAUUUCCUUCCUGUGUAUUCUGGAGUGAGAAGCAAGUUAUUCCAUGCAGGCAAAGAGUAAAUAAACAUCAAUCAAAUAUUUGGUUUAUAGAUCAAUCAAAAAGGGAACAUAUGGCUUAAGUCUGUGAUAACUUCCGAGUUGCAGCCCCAUCGAUAUAAUGUUUCCAAUCACAGGCGGCGGAAACGGGGGACGGAUACCCUUCCUGUUCAUGAUUAAUGUUUGGGGGUGGGAGAGGCCAGGGCGCCAUUUUUCAAAUAGUACACAGGGGCACCAAAAUCAGUUCGGGCCCCAGAAGGUACAAAACAUGGAUACGUGCCUGCCUUAUUAGAGAUCUUAUCUUGUUUAUAAGGAAAAAAAAGAACUUAGAUAAACAUAAGAUAUUAGUGUGGACUACACCCAAAACAAAAAUUCAAAAAAUAUCAGCUUUUAGCAGGGAAAAAAAAGGGAAAAAAGGUGGGUGUAAAUAUUUUCCCUCCCCCUAAAUUUUGAUGCUUCCGCCACCAAUGUUUCCGAUGAACUGCAUAGGAUGGCAUUUCACCUGUGACAUCCAAAGAUGCAUGUAAUUCUGGUAAUAAUGUUAAUACCAGAUGAAAAUAACCCUGUUGUUGAUGUUUUUCGUCAAAAUGUCUUGAAAUCCUCUCAUAUCUGUUUCUCUGAUUAGUCAUGGUUUCACACUGAGAGAACUCCCCAAUAUAAUAUUAUAAUUUCCUUGCCUUCGAAAGUCUAUUUAAGGUUUAAAACCUCGAAGUGGACCAAAUCUAAUUCACAGUUUGAGUAGGCCUAGUCCUCCCAGGACCAAACACAAUACCACAAAAAAUGCAUGCUCACAAUAAAACCAAGCUCUAUCAUGCCUAUACCAUGUAUACUGAUUCAUCAGUUCAUUCUUUGCCUUGUAUACCCUGCUUAAAUCGAUAGAAUAUUGUUAUUUUUUAAAGGAAUUAAAAAUAAAACAAAAUAUGUAUUUUUCCUGUGGUAAUGAUGAAUAUUGGAUUGUGGAAUCAAUUAUUUAUAAAUAUCGUAUUAUGUCUCCAAAUUUACUAAUCUAUAAUGAUAUAAAGUAUUCAUGUACUAAGAAAAAAAUAUAUAUCUAAAUUAUAUGCCUAUAUCCAUUGCUUCCAUGGUAAAUAAAGGUGGUUUUAAAUUAUAUUUUCUAUACUCAUUGUAUAUUUUUAAAAGAAAGCAUUCUCUGUGAAGUUCCAUAAUCAUUUAGAUAUUCAUUUCAAUACAUUUCGAAGCAUUUUCAUUUCAGAUAUGCUUAUUAUUUAUACGUUCAAAUUUAAAAAAAAAAGAAAGAAGAAGGAAAAGAAAACAAAUGAAUAGUAGAAGUUAAACCAGCCAGGAAACGUGAUUUCUUAAAUCUUUUUUUUCUGGAAAAAAAAUUACGAUAUACUUUCGCUGAGUGAUAGAGCACCCUCCCCAUGAAAGGGGUCGUUCAUUACGCUGUGCUGGACCACUGGUAUAUAGAAUUGUUUUAACUGGAUUUAAGUGUUUGUUACUUUGGUAACUUAAAGUAUUAUUUGUGAAUUUAAUAGAAUGGAUCAAGUAAAAGAGUAUAUAUUUUCAAGUUUAAAAAGGUUUGCGCAUGAGGUCCAUAUUAUUGAAUUAAUAACAUAAAUAAAUGACAAAUUCAAUGUCGUCCCUGAUAUUUAAAACAAUAUUUCAAAAUUUGACCUUCGCUGGCAAAUAAUCAAAAUGACCCGGCGGAUGUAUACACAAUGUUGUUUUCAUGAUACUGGGCCUCAAACGAAAAUUGUAAGUUGUCGGUUACAUGAAAUCAUUAUAAAAAAAUAAUAAUGCUGUCAAGCAUGUUGUUAUAAUUACAAGUCCACUCGGAAUCAUGUUGUUUUAUUAUGAAUAGAAGUUAUAGGUCUAUUAUCAAACCAUAGCAAAUUUUCCUCGACAAUCAAAUUGCGACUGUAAUCAUUUUCAUAUUGGCUUGUUUUUGUUCAUCCUUACGAUAUUUUAUUCAUGUUUUAUUCAUGUUCUGUAGCUUUGUGUUAUUAUUAAUCGCAUUAAAUCAAUUUUGGAACUG
Molecule: messenger RNA, 4940 nt
Organism: Lytechinus pictus (painted urchin)
Lineage: Eukaryota; Metazoa; Echinodermata; Echinoidea; Temnopleuroida; Toxopneustidae
Product: riboflavin transporter 2-like
Exons: 2
Coding region: 215-1906 (563 amino acids)
Biological process (GO): riboflavin transport
Cellular component (GO): plasma membrane
Molecular function (GO): riboflavin transmembrane transporter activity
Source: RefSeq, a predicted model, not a curated record